GUCACCAUGUGCGAGAGAUGAUGAGAAAACUUGAUGUUCGCUAUGAAAAUGACCAAGCGGUUGAACGGCAAAGGCUGACGGGAAAACGUGUGAUUGGGAUAUCGGGCCUUCUGGGAAUCGGUCGCUAAAACGGUUGAAGCCCUCAGUGCCAGUUUCGACGAGCCCCCUUCAUUUGAUGAAGAUAGAUUUUUUCAUAAUUUUCCAGAAUCUUAGUUAUCUUAGAAUGAGCCAAAAUAUUUUCAAACAAAAUGAGCAGAGUGCAAGGAACUCCACAGAGGACGUUUUCCCUUCCAGAAUUAAAGUGGCUUGAGUGGCAAUGGUGCCACGAUAUCUCUGGUCUAGUUGCUUUCGGACUGUCAGACUUGCUCGUUCUUGAUCUGUCUUGGAGUACCUCGAGCACUUGGUGGCACUGGAAAAAAAUUAUGGAGAAGGCGCAACAGUUGAAAGUUUUGAUCCUAAAACAUUGUAGGGGGCUAACUGAAUCUCCGGUUUCCGAUGCACCCAUGGACUUAGAAAGACUAAACCUGGAAGGUUGUUCUUUAUUACCGGGUGUUGGCAUAUCCUUCAGAAAUCUAGGGAAAUUAGUUUCUUUGAAUGUCAAGUCCUGCAGCUUCGUGGAAAAGUUGCCAGAAGAUAUAGGAUCCUUGGUAGCUUUGGAAGAGCUUUACAUUGAUGGAACUUCCAUUAAAGCAAUUGAAUUCCCUGAGGGUUCAUGUGGGAAGCUUAAAAUUCUGAGUGCUUGCAACUGUAAAUCCUUGUCCCUAUCCGGUUCAAUUGGUAACUUGGAAUCUCUUUCAGACCUAGCAUUGGAUGGCACUGAACUGAGUGAGCUCCCUAAUGAAAUAGUAUUGCUGAAGAAUCUUGAGAAGCUAUAUCUGAGAAACUGCAGGAAAUUGGAGAAACUGCCAGAGGCCAUUGGAAGACUCGAGAGGCUGCAAGUCAUGGAUCUUUCGGACACGGUAGUUGACGAAAUACCUCCAUCUGUUAAGGAUUUGCGAAAAUUGAAAGUGCUAAAGAUGCCUCGCACUUUUAUAAAAACAUUUCCUGAAGGCAUUAGGAACCUAGAGAGGUUGAAAGAGAUAGAUUUCACCUUCUGCAGAUGUUUGAUGGGGGAAUGUGACAUUACGGGAUUGUCCUCUUUGCGGGUGUUACUUCUUGAAAAGACUAAAUUUUCUGAGGUGAUUGGGACGAAAGGUCAAUCCUAUGAUUUCCCAAACCUGGUACGAGAUGGCAAAUUUCGCAUCUCGGAAAGACGACGUUAGCAACUACGACAUUGCUCCAGGCUGACGGACGUCCCAUCAGCAUGCAGACGAUGAGUCAGUGACCGAAGCUAGGCGGUGGUUAGACAGAAGAGAGAAAGUUACCCAUGAGGAAGUUAGCUCUCAUGUCUCUUUAAUUCAAAUUUGUAAACUGAUCGAACAUGUUCAACUGAUUUUCCUGCAAUAAGGGCUGUUAGAAUUUCGAUUUUCGCAUUA
Rhodamnia argentea is the source of this 1475-nucleotide messenger RNA. Its product is annotated as disease resistance protein RUN1-like. The record is from RefSeq and is a predicted model, not a curated record. The transcript is spliced from 3 exons. Gene Ontology annotation, molecular function: protein binding. The coding region runs from base 249 to 1262 and encodes 337 amino acids. NCBI's taxonomy places the organism in Eukaryota, Viridiplantae, Streptophyta, Magnoliopsida, Myrtales, Myrtaceae.